Molecule: messenger RNA, 11935 nt
Organism: Pimephales promelas (fathead minnow)
Lineage: Eukaryota; Metazoa; Chordata; Actinopteri; Cypriniformes; Leuciscidae
Gene: szt2
Product: SZT2 subunit of KICSTOR complex
Cellular component (GO): peroxisome
Source: RefSeq, a predicted model, not a curated record
GUGAAGCAGCUGCAGUCAGACGAGCUGCAGUUUACAGAUUUUGACACAAACCCUCUAAAACUCGCUCAAAAACAACCCGCCAGUAAUGCGAAGCACGGCAUGGCAGACAGACAGGACAAUGAGGUGGAGGAGGCUGAGCAUGUGUACCUGCUGAUGAAGGAGGAGUACAGGAUAUCACGCAACGUGCGUCUGUCCUGGUUCCUCAGCCGGCUCAAUCAGGUCGUUCGGCCCAGUCCACCGUCUGAGCUGCUGAAGUCCGAGAAUGCGCUGGAUGUUUUGAGCAUCACCCCGAAAGGAUGGCAGCCCGAUUCUCCUCCCUCGUCCUGCUCGUGUCUGCUGGUUCCCUCCACACGCGUGACUUUCCUGGCUCGUCGGUACCGCUUCAUCAUCGAGCUGGACCUGAGCCCGUCCACCGGGAUCGUGGAUGACAGCACAGGAGAGAUGAUCUUUGACGAAGUCUUCCAUGCUCUGUCUCGGUGCUUGAUUGGUCUGGCGAAACCCUUUAAAGUCCCAGGAACUGAUCACCUGUUCCAGCCAGAGAUCUUCAUCACGAUUCUGGCGUAUUCCUCCAUCAUUGGCCUUAGUUCUCAUCAGGUGUUGGUUCAGGGCUGUCAGCUGGACUGCAUGGAUUUGGAGCAGUUCUUGCAUCAGAUCUAUCAGCAGCUGAGAGCCGUGGAGAGCAGCAUCGCCGACGUCCUACAGCAGCAGCAGCACAAUCAGUUCAAUGGAUCUGUUUAUCAGUCCUUCUCCAAUGAGGCUGUGGAGGAGCCGUCUCUGAGGAAGCCGGGGGUUUCGAUGGUGACGGCCGAUGUGGGGCUGGUCAGCAUGGUGAGGCAGGGGAUUCUGGCGCUGCAACUUCUGCCUCCAAACUCCGGUGCAGGUAUAAUAAUCAUCACAGACGGAGUGACGAGCGUCCCUGAUGUAGCUGUGUGUGAGACUCUGCUGAACCAGCUGAGAAGUGGAACCAUCGCCUGUUCCUUUGUUCAAGUGGGCGGCGCAUACUCCUACGACUGUAGUUUCGGCUACAUCCCCAACGUGGAGCUGAUGAAGUUCAUCUCCAUGGCAACCUUUGGCUCCUAUCUGUCCAUGUGUCCCGAGUCCGACUCGACCGGCGACGAGAUGAACGCUUACCACCGCUCCUUCCUCACAUACUCCUUCCUGAGGACCGGCGAGUCCAUGAACCCGGAGUACUACUGCUGUAAGCUCAACUCAGGCUUAACAGAAGUCUCCCAGCACAGGCUCUUUAAUGAACACCUGGUGUCGGCCAGUGGAAACCCCGCUUUAGUGAUGCGCAGGAAGAAACACACCGAGAAGGAAGUGCACGCUGAUUUGAUCAGCGUGUUGUCUAUCAGACUGAGAGAGGGAUACACCAUCCGAGAGAUUAACAUCACUAAAGGAGGAAGUCAGCUGGAGUUGAAGCUUGUCCUCCUCUGGAAGCACAACAUGCGCAUCGAGUACCUUGCCGUGGCGUCCUGGCCCCUGGAUCCACUCAAACGCACCACCUGGGUGGAGGUGACCAUGGAGGGCAGUUAUGACAUCCUCCAUGACAUCAGCUGCACCAUGCGGAAACCAAUCACAAGCCCUUACCGGACGUCUGUCAUCCGUCGCUUCUGGAACACUCUGCAGAGCAUAAAUCAGACCGACCAGAUGUUAGUGCACCUGCAGUCCUUUAAUUCUAUCCCAGAACAUUACACCAUCCCCGAAAGCACAAAAAAUGGCGUUCCUCUGUUUUACAUCCCACCUGGCUCGACCACACCGGUCCUUUCCCUCCAGCACAGUGGCUCUAAAGACUCCAGCCAAUCGCAGUUUGCCUCUUACUGGAAGCCAAUCCUGUCCAUGGACGCUAACUUCUGGCAGCGCUGGCUUCACAUGCAUCGCAUCGCUAUCAUUCUGGAGCAUGACAUCCCAGUCCCGAAGCAUGUGCACAACGCUGGCAGUAAUGGGCGAUUCAGUACCGUCCAGUGUCGGAUCUCUCACUCGGCGCUCACCUCGCUGCUCAGGGACUGGAGCAGUUUCGUCCUGGUGGAGGGUUACUCAUACGUCAAACUUAUUUACAGUGCCUCUGAGUUGCCGCCCGUCUCCUUCUAUCUGGUGCGUCUGAUCUCCAAAGCUCCCUGCAUGGUGCUGCGAUUGGGCUUCCCGAUAGGAACUCUUGCACACACCAGGAAUAAGAUCGUGGAUGAACUUCGAGAGCAGAUCCUGCGGCUGCGCUUCCCUCAUCGAGUCCAGAAUAAGGAGGCCACACCAAAGACCAAACGGAAGAUUCUGGGUAACGCUUCACCCUCCAAGUCUCCGCCUCUUCCGGUGCCCAAACCGGCGCUCUCGGACCGGCCGUGUGUGGUGGUGCUCAACAAACCUCUUGAAAAACUACUGAUCAGGUACGAGAAACUUCCGUCAGAUUUCCACACCUCUUUUAUCCUAAACAUGGAGCUGUUCGCCCAGCCGGCCACCAUGGGCGCCCCUCUCAGCAUGGCUGCCAGCAGGACGGCCUCCUCCACCGUGGCGUCGCUCUCCCGAUACUUCCUUCACCAGCGCUGGGUUUGGGCCGUGCAGAACGGGCCGGGAACCGCUGUAUCGCUGCAUGCGGUCGCUCAUAUCCUCUCCAUGCUCUCUGAUAUUCGUCUGUCUGAAGGCUUCCAUUUUGCUGCCAGCGGGGAGGGUAUCGUCAACAUGGUGACAGAGCUGCCAAUGCAGAGUCUUCCAGCUGAUUUGGACGGAGAAAAACACACCUGCAUAGUCCAGUAUAUCCUAUUUCCGCCUCAUUACACUUCUACCAAGGACAGUUUCUCCACAGAUGAUGACAAUGAUACUGAAGUGGAGGCCAUAGAUGUGGACACAGAGCUGAGUCUGGUGACCGAGUGCUGGGUCGAGCCUCAGAGUGGAUCCGUCUGCAGUUCACUGGACCAGCAGAGGCACUUUCACAACCUCACGUACCAGCAGAUUCCUCAAGCUAUUUUCCCCCGUGACCUGUCGUGCAUGACCACAAUGAUCACCUUUGAGUACCUCAUUCAGCUGUGUCAGAAUAAAGAGCAGGCGUGCCCUCUCAACAGCCUCAAAGAUGCUCCAGGCGAGGUCCCCGCCGCCGCUGACGACUGCAUACACACUGUGCCUUUCCAGUUUGACCUGAUGAAACUCUUGCCCAAGUGCCAGCAGAUAGAGCUCUUCUUCUACACCUUUAGCCGAGAGGGGCAGGCGGAUGUGUCCCAUAGUGCCUCGUCUUUGCCCAACGACCUCCUCCUCAGCCUCUUCCACGGCUCUCUGCAGAACGAGCUCAGCGAUCGAGAGAUCCCACUGACCGACGAGGAUCAUGUGGCGUUCAUGCAUCACAUCCUGGAGCGGGAAAGAGAUGGUCAUGUGGCUCCGUUCUCACUACCUGUCAUUAAAGAAGAGAGUUUGAAGCCUCCGGAGAGGCAGGACACUGUACUUUCUUUCCACACGAUAGGAAGCAGUAAAGAUGUGACGGGCUCCUCCAGCACACUACAGAGUUUCAGCAAUGCAGAUCUUGUGGAUGACGAGCCAGCUGGCCUGGAGCGAGACGGCUUAUCUCCUCACUGGAAAUGUUACGCCAAAUACAUCAGCCAUCAGCAGAUCCUGCUCACAUUCCUGCCAGCUACAUUUACAGAUGUGCAGCUUUUGAUGUCAUCUGGUCUGGAAACUGAACCUCCAAUCAACGGCAGCUUCCUGGAAGAGGAGGAGACCUGUAGCCACGGCAACGGCCAAUCACAGGAAGACUCUAUCAGCAGUUCAGCCAAUGGUCAACAUAAAGAUGAUGUCAAGGGCCACCCUGCGUCCAGAGAGGGGUCCACAGCUAAACCAGAAGCAGCGUUGGAGACGUCUACAGAACAAACCAACAUGAACACAGGCGAUGCAGCUCCAGAAGAGAAGGAUGGUGUGCAGUUUACAGAGCCCCAAAAGCGAGACUGUCACAUCACGUUCAGCAGACAGGUGUCUCAGCAGAGCGGCACCGACGCCACUCGACCUCGCUGCCCCAUCUACAUCUACAACUGCUCACUGGACUCCCUCAAAGAGCAGCUGGUCAAUCCGCGGUCGGGACGGAAGCCCAGAGACGUCUUCUUCAGAGCUCAAGAGACAGACAACUGGGAGUUCAGUCAGCAGACCAAAUACAGGUCAAUCUCUCAGGAGCGCAGCAGCGCCUCCUCCUGGUCUGAGCUCAUGACGCACCCUCACAAACACAAGGAACUGGCCAACUACUGCAGCCUUCUACAGGAACACUACUAUCAGAGCUAUGUCAAAGGUGUGUACCGCAGUCUGCAGCAGGCGUACAAUGUGAGCUCGCAGGACGUUCUGACGGCCAUGGAUUACUGCGAGGAGUCGCUGCAGGAGAUCGACAUCACUUCCUUCCUGCAGACCCUGUGCGGACACGUACGUGUUUUCCGUGAACGUCACGAGCUGACCUGCAAGUCCAGUAGCAGCCCCACCACCUUCAUCAUUGGCGAGGGAGAGGAUGAUGGAGCUGACAGAGCCACACUGGUGUCUUCAUCCAGUAUUGAACUGGAGGACGGGAGCGAAGCCGAUUCCAGAGGAAAACUCUCUGUCCCUUCCUCCCCGCUGGACCUGGAUGAACCAAAGUCUCUGAAAAUCCCAGAAUUCCCUCUGUCUCUUCUCCAGUCCCAGCAGAAGUGUGAAGUGUAUCUUGAUUUGCAUAAAAUCAUACAGGAGAAGUUCAUGGAAAUUGGUGCUCAGUAUUUCAAGACGGUACCGUCCAACCCACAUUAUUUCUUUUACUGCCUUCCAUCAUCCAAAAAAGAGGAGGACUCGGACAGGGAAGGAGAGCGGAGACCCAGUGAAGAGUGCGAGCUGUCUGAAGCUGAACUGGCUACAGAAGACGAGAACGUGUCCGGCUGCUGCAUCGUGACGGAGAGUGACACGGAUCUGGAGGUGGAGUAUCAGGAGUGUGGGAAUGGCAAAGCGGAGGCUGGAGAAGAGGAAGGAGGUGAAGGCGUAUCUCCAUCGGACUCCAACACGGUCAACCAGGACGAUGACUCCUUCAGUAUUCUGGACGGAGACUCUCUGCUGGAGGCUGAUGGCCUGCAGCCGGAGAUGCCGCCUCUGUUUGUACACCUCACCUGCUCCGUCAACAUGAAGAGCUGCCAUGGCUCAAUGCCCACGCAAACGCUGCCAACCUGUCUGGCUGAAGUCAUAACCUGUCUGGAAAACGCUGAGAAUCUUCAGUCGGUGGAUCUGAACGAGUUGUCAGUCACUCUUGAUAUCUUUGUGCUCACGUUACCUCUGGAGAUCGAGGUCAUGGCCCCUGACUUCCGCCACAACCGGUACACGUCUGAGAGCAGUGUGUCUCUGAACCGCUCCCCUGGACAGCCCUCAUCAUAUCGCUCUGACGAGGAGCUCAUGGGGAACCUGGACGGCCUGCGCGGGGUUGGUGUGGAAAGUAUGUCUGGAGAUCCCCUGUCCAAACUUCCUAUUCCGCACAAAAUGGCUGUUUUAGCCACCAUGGAUGAGAUCCGUUGGCUCUUGGAGGAUGAGAUCGUCUCUGCUCUACGGCACUCCUCUGUCAUCAACUCCUCCACCCUGCAGAAAGUGUCCGAGCACGUGUGUCGUUCCAGCGGCCGCCCGCAGUGCCACUGUGAGGUCGUUCCCCUGCAGUUCGUAUUUGGUCCCGAGCAGUCGCUGGAAAAGUUUCAAGAGGAGUUCAAGAGGUUAUCGUUUCCCGGUUACCUGCUAAACGCAGAGCAAUACAACUUCCACUACGUCUCAUUGAGUCGGGCGCAGUCUCACCGGCUCCAGGCUGCAAGACAGCUGUCUAACACCACUGCUCAGGACUCAACGGGGACAGAAACCACAUCCAAGCAAGCCAGCCUGUGUCCUGAGGGGGAGGAUGGUGCCAAAGCAUCAGCAAACAUCUCGACGUCGGACAAAGAAGGAGAGCAAAAGAAAAAGGAGCUGGUCGCUGAGCAGGUCGAGUGUGGGGGACAUGACCGGGAGAUUCGGCCUUCAGCGGUCACUGACUCAGCCAGCGAGUCUUUCUCCGAGACCUCUGACCCCGGGCAGGUCAAACAGGCCGAUGCCGAGGAGAGUCGACCUCAGACUGCUCACCUGCAGACCGGCAGCAGCACCGAACGCUCCUCUGAUCACAUGACCCCUCCCAAAACACCCUCCGCUGCCAGCCUGGCCGAGUCCGUGCAGUCCGCCACACACAGCAGUGGGAAACUGCGGCCCAGUCGAGUUCAGAGCGUCGUCUCCAGUCAGGGAAGCCUGGAUUCAGACAUGCUAGGUUAUGAUGGCGGCAGCAGUGAUUCUGAGUGUGAAGGACCCACUAUGAACGAGCAGGAGAGACGGACGCCGCUCAUGCCUGAUUUCUGGCUCAUCAUCAGAAUUCAUCAGGACAGAGUGGAGGUUUUCUCACACGCCAGGAGUUUUAACAGAGCGAAAGAGGAGGAAGAGAUUCCAGAAUACCUGCGUCUUCAUCAGCUGGUGGUGAGGAGGAUUGGAGAAAUGUGCCGAAUAGUCAACCAGCGCCUCCUACUACAAGACCUGCAUGAUAGUCACGUGUGCCAUUCUCUCCUGGUUGCUGAGAGUGAAGAGGACAUCUGGAAGCACGAGUCGCUUUACCGGCCCAGAAUGACCCACUCUGAUGACUACAGCGCCGAUGAGAGCUAUCAGCCGCGGGACUACCUCGCCGCCACUAUGCAGUUCAUACACGGAUACUUCGCCUGUGACGUGGUCUGGAGCACCGUUAUUUAUAUUCACCCACGGCUCAAAAUGGGGCCCAACAUGGGCGUGUCCCGGGCUAUUCAGGCUCUGCGCUCCGUUCUAAACGCCUUUUGUGUGGUCAACCGCAAAAACAUGUUUGUCUAUCAGGAGCGAACCACCAAAUCUGUGUUCUACCUCCGACUCUCAGAGACGUCUCAGGCAGGGAAGUACAGUGAUUUGGAUGGAAACAUGCACACACGCUCUGUCGGUCUGGCCCGCAGCCAAGAGCCCCUGGGCUCCGAGGACCUCGCGGGAUCCCGCUCGUCUCUGGAAGGCUCAAGGCCGGUUGGACUGGUGGACAAACACAUUUUGCUGCUGGUGCAUGGCGUGGGGACUGCAGGUCCAGAGAUCACCGAUGAGUUAGUGAAGGUAUUGAGGAAGCGUCUGGACGAGGCCACGCUGGACAUUAUUACAGUCAUGCUGGUCAGGAACUGUAAACUGACGCCUGCAGAUGUGGAGUUCAUUCAGCCUCCCGGCUCUCCGGCGACGGAGGUGAUGGAGUUCUGUCUGCCUCAGUACUGUGUGCCGUGGAUCCAGGCCGUGGCUCACUACCUCCGCCAGAACCUCCUCAUCUUCCUCCACAUCCCCAAAUACACCGACAGCAACAUCGAGCACCACUUCAAGCAUUACUUCCAUUUGAGCAGCGAGCUGCCGGAUCAUGACAUCUAUCUGUACAAUAAACCUGGAGGCCAAGGAACCGGAGGCAAAGGUAUCGCCUGCAUCGCGCUCUCAUUCGUGGACGCUAAAGGCUGCGUGCUGCAGGUUCCCGCUCAGGACGGCAGCGGACCGGCUCUUAGAGCUGACGUUUCCACCAUCCCGCUCCAGCCAGACCAGUUUGAGGCCUUGACGACGGUUGUUAAGGUGGACUCUCUCAGCCAGAGCUCAGGAGCAGCUGUGCGUGUGCGCUUCGACGUGUGGGAGCAGGGUAAUGUCAGCCCGCUGCAGCUGACGGACAGGCUGAGGGCCGCCCUACGCCACGCCCUCGGUGAUGUCAUCAUGGAGAUGCGCGUGCUGCCCAACCCGUUAUGUCUGGACACAUUCUGUCUGCCUGCCGCCGCCCAACGGGAUGAAACCACAGUUCCCUUGAGUCUUCUGCAGUGCGACAGUAAAGAGGUGAAGGAGAGUCAUCGGCGGCCCAGUGGAGCCCACGGGCUCCGAACCGGCCCGUCUCCCAUCACCCUAAUAUCUGCCCCCAGUUCCACCCCGAACGCCGGAGCCGGCACACCCGAGUCCACCACGCCCACGGGCAAAAGCACCCGCCGCAGCUUCUGGGAAAUGUUGAGUAAACCAGAAACUUCUGAACUCGGCAGUCCAAAGACAACGGAUGACAUCAUACCGGAGCGUGCCGAGGACAGUCGCAUGGGCAGACGGAGACACAAGACGGAGAGUGUCAAACAGCAGUGGAACCAUGAGAAAGCCAUGGCAGUCGAACAAGAGCAGGCCCAGAGGAGACAUGCAGUCCAGCUGGAGGAAGGUGAUACUGGUACUCUUCAAACCGUUUACCAGACCACGUACCUGCCCUGGGUCACCUUCAUGAACAAACUGGGCUGUCCGUCCAUCCAGCAUUGUUCAACUGAAGUCUCGCAUCAUUUCCUCCUGCCUUCCAUCCUCUCAGAAAUUGUAAAUCUUGUGAGCUCUCUGGCCAGUGACACCAUAGUCAAAGUGUUUGAAAGAACCAGCUGUCCUCAGGGAGAUAUCUAUGCCCCCCUGUCAAUCAUCCAGCACAUCAGCCAACCACCUGCCACCUCCAGGAGCUUCAUUCUCAUUGGUCGCAACUUCAGCCAAUGGCAUUGCAGUACAGAACAAGAAGACAGUUCAGAUGAAGAGAACAGUCCAGUACUAAAUAGGUGCUCACCUCAUAAGGGUCUGCAGCGGUUCGAGUCCUUGGAGCACAGUGAUUGGCUGAGCCCGGGACAGGCUGUGAAGGGCGUGGCUCCACGCCAGCGCUUCCUGUAUAUACACAUCGUCAAUAAGAAGGUGACUCUUUACACGUAUAACUGGUCGGUGGAUCUGGGCGGCUCUCUGAAUCAAGGUCUGGUCAGACUGGUGCACUGGCAGAACGCCCGCGCCCAUGUGGUCAACUGCCUCCUGAGUCAGAAAAUGGGUCUUUUCCAUCAUUACUGCUUCUCUGAUACACCUGCACAUGAGGAUCUGAAACAGGAGCCCAACCCCUUCCUGAGCUCCACGAUCGAGGCGGAUGCUCUGCUAAGGAGUCCGGUUCCUCCGGCCGCGAGUAAAGAUCAGGGCCGGUUGGGCAGCUCUGCGCGUGUUCUUCCUCCUCUGGCCUUCCCCGGAGAGCUCGUGCCCUUUGAUGAAGCUCUGAGAGACGUGAACACAGGGAGGCCGCUGACCAAUCAGGACGGAGCAGAUAUAGUCGCUCGCCACGGAGCCCAUCUUCUGGAGGUCAAAGCAGCUGAACGCAGAGAGUUGGAGCGACAGAUGAAGAUUGAGAAUUUGUUUGUGACGUGGCAGCAGCGGUCAGCUCAAUCUAACAUGCCCAUCUCUGUCGCGGAUCUGGACACACUGAAGCAGUCCUCUCGACUGGUCCAUUACUGUGCCACUCCGCUGCUCUUCGACCCCGUGUUCCGGAAACAGAUUCAAGAGGAACAGGUUCUACAGCCACAGAUGAAGAAGCGCCAUCGCUCCAGCGACUCCACGGCAUCCGGGAGGGAUCGCAGCUACAGCACGGAUUCUGCAGACAUGCUUCCGAGUCGCCUGAAGGAGGAGCCGUGGCUGCAGGAGAUCUCCAGCACGUUCCUCCAGCAGUAUGUGCAGUAUCUGCAGAGCAUGGGCUUCAUCCUGGUGCAGGUCCGACCGCAGUCGCCCGCGCGCAGCAUCGCUCGAGCCCGAGCCGCCAUGUUGAGUUCUUUAUCCACUGAAGGCAGAUCUUCCUUCUCAUCUUUCUCAUAUAAUAAGCAGAAGAGUGAAGACAGCCCGAAGCAGAGCAGUGCAUCGAGCUCGACGUCGUAUCACCUGCAGAGAGCGCUGCCGGGAGGCAUCGUCCUGAUGGAGCUGGCGUUUCAAGGCUGUUACUUCUGCGUGAAGCAGUUUGCAUUAGAGUGCUCCAGGAUUCCCAUGGGUCAGACGGUUAAUUCUCAGGGCUCACUUCUCAACAAACCUCCUAGCAAGCCGUUCCCCGAGACGCCCACGGUCUCUGACUCUGCGCUGUCCAUGCUGUUCACCGAGGAGUGCGAUAAGGUCCGGGAUUUGAUGCACGUUCACUCGUUCAGCUACGACUUCCACCUGCGUGUGGUGCAUCAGUACCUCGUGGGUUGUCACAUGACCCUUCAUCAGGGAUACCAGCUCACUAGCUUUCUGGAGGACUUCAUCGCCCAUCACCCUGACAUACCCAAAUUUGGACGCAACCACGUCUUCCAGGGGAGUUUCUCCAUAUCAACGGGGAUGAUAACCGCAUACCAGCUGUACAAUUACAUCACGGAUCACGCUGGGACUUACGGGAUGAAGCCCUUGCGCAUGUCUAAGGCUGCAGUUACAACUGAGAACAAAAAGGGGGCGCCCAGCACAGAUCUGCACGAGUAUGCGCUGAUCGCUCUGUGGAACAGCUCUGGCUCAUUUAAAGACCUGGAGGGAUUACGCCACCAUGAUGACUUUGAUGUGUCGCUGCUGGUGUGUCAUAACGCCGCCCCGUUUGAGGAGCAGUCUGAAGGAGAGCGACACCUGCUCAGGCUCCGUUUCUACGUGAUCAUGACCAGUCAAAGAGAGCUGUUCCCACGUUUGACUGCAGACAUGCGUCGAUUUAAGAAGCUUCCUCAGAUCCACCGUGACCCCGGUGACCUCAGUGGCCGUGCGGAGCGGAUGGAGACCCGGGAACCUGACCUGGACCUGUGGGAGGAGACCAGCACCCCCAUCAGCCCCGCAGCCAGCCCCGAGUCGGAGCACAUGGAGAGCCUCCUGCACGCGGGUCAGGCCGGGCUCGGAGACACCGACGACUCUCAGGGCCUCUUCUUCAUGUCUCCUCUCUUCCCCCUGCUCAACUCUGAGGUGAUGUCUGCGCGCCGGCAGAUUCAGAGCAGCGUGGAGCAGGCCAUGGGUCACUGCCGGAGGGAUAACCUCUGGAGGAGGCUCUUUCACGGAGAGCACUUGGCCCUGGAUAAACUCAAACUCAGCAAACUGGCCUUCGGUGAACUGGAGGAGCUACUGGACGCUGUGCAAAGCAGAUCUGUCGCUGAGAUCGACCCACAGCUGGACUGUUUCCUGAACAUGAGUCCCGCCUGGUACCAGAGUCUCAUCAAAGUUCUGCUCUCACGCUUCUCACAAAACUGCAGACACUUUAAAGACGACAGUGGCAUUCAGUACCUGGCUGUCCUGAACCAGAAGUUUACUGACUGUUUCGUGCUCGUCUUUCUGGACACACAGGCAGGAAAAACUAGUCUGAAGGUGGUGUUCAGAGAGCCGCUGCCCGCUCAGAGUCAGCCGAGCAGCAGUCCUCCACCACAGCUGGUCUCCAUGUACCACCAUCUGGAGUCGGUCAUCAACACCGCCUGCUUCAACCUCUGGACGGGCCUGCUGUGAGCGUGUGUUUCUUUCAUGAGACACACUCAAUGCAUCUCGUGUGCGUCGGACAGGUUGCAUCUGUUUAAGCAAUUAAAUUUUGCACAGGAGGGAUGUAGUGGUGUGUGUGAGACUGCACUGGUUUGCCAAAGCCAUACUGUCCUCCUGUAGUCUGAGUGUUCGUUUGUGCUGAUGAUGCGCAUUAGAUUCGGCUUUGCUCCUCGAGAAAGUCCUGUUGCUGCAGGUUGGAUAGUUUUGUGCCCCAUAAUGCAUCACUUUCUGCAACAUAGUUGUCUUUACUGCCAUUUCAUCGUCCCAAAAGUGCCUUUAUGCCUUUGUUUUAUCUUAUGAAGUUGAUGGGAGCUUGUGUAUCAUAUUCACCUUGAAUCUCUCUUGAAAUGGUUGCAUGCUCUUCCUGUACAUUCAUCAUCAAGGGCGGCGUGACGGGUAUUCCUACUAACCAGACGACACUAGAUCGUGGGGAACCUUUGACACGACACCAAAUGUAACUCCCACGGUGACAAAAACCGAAGAAUAAUGUGUUUAACUGUUUUGUUUUCUUGAAGGACACUGGAAGAUUUAUUAAAACGCUAGAAUGUGAAUUAGCAACUCAAAUGUCUGAAACUGAAAUUUGUACAUUAUGUAAAUAGAAAAGAAAAAAAACGCUUGACAAUAAAUCUUAAAUUAAAACGUG